Planococcus citri (citrus mealybug) is the source of this 2083-nucleotide messenger RNA. RefSeq names its product vacuolar protein sorting 4 (gene Vps4). Gene Ontology annotation, molecular function: ATP hydrolysis activity; ATP binding. The coding region runs from base 202 to 1527 and encodes 441 amino acids. The record is from RefSeq and is a predicted model, not a curated record. Lineage: Eukaryota; Metazoa; Arthropoda; Insecta; Hemiptera; Pseudococcidae. The transcript is spliced from 8 exons. Gene Ontology annotation, biological process: endosomal transport; vacuole organization.
GUCGUCAUUAUUUUUUUAUUCAUUUCUCUAUCAAUCAAAAUAAUUUUUGCAGUAAUAAAAUGGAUGCUUGUAAAAAUAGUAUAUUAGUCCUGCUGUGGUGAAUUCGUUAGGUGACUUGAUAACAAAUUUGAUAUCAUCGGAGCAUCGAACGAUCUCAAUUUCUGUAUUCAGUUCCAUGGAUGUGAGUUUGAAUAAUUCAACAUGACAUCUGGGACGACUUUAGAAAAAGCAAUCGAUUUAGUGACUAAGGCCACAGAACAAGAUCGUGAAAAGAACUACGAGGAAGCUUUACGUUUAUACGAACAUGCGGUGGAAUACUUUUUGCACGCUAUAAAAUAUGAAGCUCAAGGAGAUAAGGCUAAGGAAAGCAUUCGAGCGAAAUGCCUACAGUACUUGGAUAGAGCCGAGAAGUUGAAAGCGUAUUUGAAGAAAAACAAGAAAAAGACUCCGGUUAGCGACGGAGAACCGAAAAAUGGCGAAAAGAAAAACGGAGAAAGCGACAGCGACGAACAAGACGACGACCCGGAGAAAAAGAAAUUACAGUCGCGUUUGGAAGGCGCCAUUGUUAUGGAGAAACCCGAUGUUAAAUGGUCAGAUAUCGCAGGCUUAGAGGCGGCAAAAGAAGCUCUAAAAGAAGCUGUCAUUUUGCCAAUCAAAUUCCCUCAUUUGUUUACCGGAAAAAGGAUACCGUGGAAAGGGAUUUUACUAUUCGGGCCUCCUGGUACUGGUAAAUCGUAUUUAGCCAAAGCUGUCGCUACUGAAGCCAACAAUUCGACGUUUUUCUCGGUCUCUUCAUCGGAUCUGGUAUCCAAAUGGCUCGGCGAAUCGGAAAAAUUGGUUAAAAAUUUAUUCGAAUUGGCUCGCCAACAUAAACCUAGUAUCAUCUUUAUCGACGAAGUCGAUUCGUUAUGUUCGUCGCGAUCGGAUAACGAAUCUGAAUCUGCGAGGCGAAUUAAAACCGAAUUUCUCGUACAAAUGCAAGGCGUGGGAAAUGACAACGACGGAAUAUUGGUUUUGGGCGCAACCAACAUACCUUGGGUAUUAGACGCGGCUAUCCGAAGACGUUUCGAAAAACGUAUUUAUAUUUCAUUACCGGAAGAACAUGCUAGAUUGAUGAUGAUCAAAUUACAUUUGGGUAACACUUCUCACGAAUUGACUGAAGAUAAUUUCAAAGAGUUAGCCGCCAAAACCCAUAGAUAUUCCGGUGCCGAUAUCAGUAUCGUAGUUCGUGACGCAUUAAUGCAACCAGUUCGUAAGGUACAAACUGCUACCCAUUUCGUGAAGAGGAGAGGACCGAGUAGAUCAAAUCCGGCCGUAGACGUUGACGAUCUUCUAACACCUUGUUCUCCAGGCACUCCUGGUGCCAUUGAAAUGUCAUGGGUCGAUGUACCAAGUGAUAAAUUGUUCGAACCUCCUGUUACGAUGAAUGAUAUGCUGCGUUCUUUAGCCACCCAGAAACCUACCGUUAACGACGAAGAUAUGGCGAGGUUAAAUAAAUUCACAGAAGAUUUCGGUCAAGAAGGAUGAACACGUCGAUCGAUAUACCGCGAAUGGUUUCCUCUUUUUUUUUUUUUUGAAAAUAAAAUGUAUAUCUAUGCAUCUUCUUUAUAUAAAUUUAUUAUUUAAAAUUAUUUCCUGCUCUCCCGCUUCGGUGUAUUUUCAGUCUCUCACCUUUCAACUCAACAUAUUAUCAACACUAUGUUUUUGGCUCGUUGAUGUAAUUCUAAUCGUAUUCAUUAAGAGUAUAAGACGUAAUGUAACGCAAGACGAAUAAGGUGUAAAGAGAACUUAGGCAUUAUAAGAGUAAGUUACAAGGUACUUGAGUUUAUUUUUCGUAUUUUGUUUCUUAUUGUUCUUUGUUAUACUUUGAACGUGUACGAUUACGCUGAACGAACCGAAUACCUAUAUUAAAUUUUUUUUACUGGUACCAACUUACGUACCUCUAGACUUACUUACGAUAUUAUCGAGUUCUACCAAAAUGUAAGUGUGAGUGUGUGUGUGUAAGUAGUACCUAUAAACCUAAUGCAUGUUAUUAUCUAAAACGAAAUUUUAUAUACUGAAUAUACCAAUAAUUUAUGUGUAA